Pyricularia oryzae 70-15 is the source of this 628-nucleotide messenger RNA. RefSeq lists its product as uncharacterized. The transcript has a single exon. Lineage: Eukaryota; Fungi; Ascomycota; Sordariomycetes; Magnaporthales; Pyriculariaceae. The record is from RefSeq and is a predicted model, not a curated record. The annotation marks the transcript as partial.
GGAUGAUCUACUGCCGCCGGGAUUAUGUCAAAUUAAUAGAUCAAGUGCAACCUCGCGAGCAACAAAUCCCCUAUUUGGCAGGUAUAAGAACCGAUGUUAUGUCAUGUCAUCAGCCGCAGAAACCACAUGACAGGGGCAUGUCUAUCAGCAGCCAAAUAGCGACAGAAGAAAAAGAAAACGGCCCCAUUGACCCUAAGAACAAAGUGUGGCUGGCAAACAACAUCAAUCAUGCUUUGACGUCGUUCGUCCAGAUCGGUCGCAUGGCGAACGUGUGGCCCGCUCGAGCUGGUCCCGGAGUUCUGAAACCUGGGGACAAUCAAGUUCCCAGGGCGAUGAGAGGCGGCAGACGCAUGAGCAGGCAACGUGCGCGCGUGCACGCCUAUACGAGGUAUCCUAAGCCCUGCGCACGGCUUGUCACAUGAGCGAUGCCCCGUUCCUGAUUGACAUUCUGGAAGGGCGGGCUAGGGGUUGCACGAUUAUGUGGUCAAAAUGAUGCACGACCCUGUCAUCGCCUUGCGGCUUUAAACAGAGAAAAAAAAAAGAAAAAAAAAGGCCGAAGGGGGUGUUGGUUGAUCAGCUACCUCGUUUGAGACCUCACUGUCCUCAAGACUAGAAGCUCCAAGAAGCU